Sus scrofa (pig) is the source of this 3889-nucleotide messenger RNA. RefSeq names its product transport and golgi organization 6 homolog (gene TANGO6). Lineage: Eukaryota; Metazoa; Chordata; Mammalia; Artiodactyla; Suidae. Gene Ontology annotation, biological process: protein secretion. The record is from RefSeq and is a predicted model, not a curated record.
GCCUGCGCAGGUCGCAAGACGCGCGUCCCACUCUAGUCAUGGCGGCGGCCCGACAAGUAGCAGGCGGCAGGGCUCUGGAAACGUGUGGGAUGGAGCGGAUUUUGGAGGCGCUGAAGCUGCUGCUGAGCCCGGGAGGAUCAGGCUCAAGUUCACUACAAAUCACGAAACAUGAUGUCCUAUUGGCUACGUUGAAAUCUAACCUUUCUGCUUUGGAGGACAAGUUGCUGAAGGAUCCUCACUGGAAGGAAUUGAAACUCCUAAGGGAUGCAGUUGCGAAUGAGGCGGAAUGGCCUCGAGGCUCUGCGGACAUCACCUGGGCUUUUACCGCCCAGACCUUACUGUUGCUGUUGUGCUUGAAGGAAACCAUGAUGCGCCUUGCGGCGGGUUUCAAUCCGGGUAAACCCAACCCGAGGACACCAGAAGCCGCCCCUGCCCUGAGCCCAGAUACACUCAGUGUGUCCCAGCAGAAGACCGUCCAGUCCGUUUUGCAGUUUGUAGUUACCCUGGGGGUCUGCCCCUAUCUCGUGCCUGGUGUUGGAGUCCCUUUGAAAUGCAGGACUGAGUUUGGAGCCGUUGUUCAGGAUGUGGUGUGUCUCAGUGCUGCCCCCAGUGCAGCCCGGAGACUGUACACCAGUUGCAGCGUCCUCCUCAGUGUUGCUCAGAAUGCGGCUCUGGGGAGCUUGAUUUUCUGCCGCCAUUUUGGGGACAUCGCAGCAGGUCUCUGCCAGCUGGGGUUCUGCCCAACCGAGAGAAAAGCGCUAAAUCCUGAGGAAGAGGUGUUAACUGAAGAGGAAAGAGCCCUGUCUAGGGAGGCCCUGAGAGACAUCUUGGACCAAGUAUAUCAACCAUUAGCUGUCCGAGAAUUACUCACCCUCCAGGGAGGAGCACCCCAGUCCUGCACAGAUGGAAAGACACAAGUUAGGUGUCGGGCCCCAGCAUGGCUCCGGCGUCUGUGUGGGCAGCUCCUCUCUGAAAGGUUGAUGAGACCCAGUGGUGUUCAGGCAGUAGUUCGGGGCAUUUUGGAAGGAGCAGGUGCUGGGGCAGCUGGCGGAAGUGAUGCUGAGGCCAUAGCUGCCGAUUGGAAGAAGUGCGAUGUGAUUGCAAAGAUUUUGUCCUCUUGUCCCCAGCAGUCUCUUUCACCAGAGGAUUAUUAUAGAGAUAUCUGUCCCCAGAUUUUGGAUUUAUUUCACUUUCAAGAUAAGUUGACAGCCCGACAAUUUCAGAGAGUCGCCACUACUACCUUUAUUACUAUGUCAAGAGAACGCCCACAGCUGGCAGCAAAGUAUUUACUCCAACCAGUGUUGGCUCCUCUUCAUCGCUGUUUAAACACAGCAGAGAUUCCAAAGAGUGACAUGGUGCCAGGAACUGUUUUGGUGACAGAGGAAGAACUUAGUAGAUGUAUUGAGGAUGUAUUUAAGGUGUACGUGGUCGGGAAUGACCCUGUAACCGUUUUGGUGGAUUCCCUGCUCCCGGUGCUGGGAGUGCUCUUCUCUCUCUACUGCUUUACCAAGCAGAGUGUGUCUCACACCAGGUCACUUUGCCAAGAGAUCUUAUUAUGGAUCCUGGGGAAGCUGGAGAGGAAGAAAGCACUUGCUAGCCUGAAAGGAUUUGCAGGGUUGGACAGAUCUGUGCCUUCUCUCCAUUCUCUGUGUCACUUUAAAGCUGCCGCUCAAGGGGGCAUUAUGAUUACCAUCAAAGAGGCCAUUUGUGAUGAAGAUGAAGAUGAAGCCCUGUACCAGAAGGUGUCCUCAGAGCAGUGCCAGGUAGAGCACCUUGGGGACUUACUGUCCCACUGCCAGGAGUGCGGUUUGGCAGGCGACUUCUUCAUCCUCUGCUUGAAGGAGCUGACUCAGGUGGCUGUGGAAAAUGAAGCAGAGUUAGAAACAGAGCCCUUCUCCAGCACAAGCCUCUUGGAAUUAGAGCAGCACCAGACUCUGCUUGUGGAAGACCAGGAGCGGAAGCUGCUCGUUCUCCAGCUGGUGGCUGUUCUGUGCGAGAGAAUGUCUGAGCAGAUAUUCACAAACAUCACUCAGGUUGUGGACUUUGUAGCAGGCCUGCAGCGAGCCUGUGCAAGCUUGGCCCACCAGGCGGAGAGCAGUGUGGAAUCACAGACACUGAGCAUGUCCAUGGGGCUUGUGGCCGUCAUGCUGGGAGGAGCUGUUCAGUUGAAGUCAAGUGACUUUGCCAUCCUGAAGCAGUUGGUGCCACUGUUGGAGAAGGUCUCCACCACCUACCCUGACCCCGUCAUCCAAGAACUGGCUGUUGACCUCCGCAUCACCAUCUCCACCCACGGAGCCUUUACCACUGAGGCUGUCAGUGUGGCUGCCCAGAGUACCCUGAGCAAAGAGGAUCCAGAAGGGAAAAGGGAAGAGCAGCAACAAGCCAGUCAUGAAAGACACUGCGACAUGUCUCCUAGCCACCUCAAACCACAGCAAAGCCACGACAUGUCCAGACAAACAGGCCUGAAACCUAAUCCUCCACUUGUUCCUCCGGUCGUCCGUGAGCCCAGCAUCACUACAAACCAGAAAUCAGGAAGCCUAACCGCAGAGCAGCUCCAGGAAGCUCUUUUAUCAGCUUACGACCCUCAGAUUCCAACAAGGGCUGCUGCCCUGCGAACUCUUUCUCGCUGGGUAGAGCAGAGAGAACCAAAAGCCCUUGAGGUGCAGGAGAAACUUCUCAAGGUUUUCUUGGAGAACUUGGAACAUGAAGACACCUUUGUAUACCUGUCUGCUAUUCAGGGGGCUGCCCUGCUCUCAGAUGUGUACCCUGAGAAAAUCUUGUGUGGCUUAUUGACUCAAUAUGAUGCUGGUAAAGACAAGCACACGGCAGAGACCAGAAUGAAAGUUGGGGAAGUCCUGAUGCGAACUGUCAGGGCAUUAGGGGACAUGGUCUCAAAGUACCGAGAACCUCUGAUCCACACCUUCCUGAGGGGAGCAAGAGAUCCAGACGGUGCUCACAGGGCCAGCAGCUUAUCCAACCUUGGAGAACUGUGCCAGAGGCUGGACUUCCUGCUGGGCUCCGUGGUUCACGAGGUAACAGCCUGCCUGAUUGCUGUGGCUAAGACAGACCCCGAAGUUCAGGUGCGCCGAGCUGCCAUCCACGUGAUUGUGCUGCUGCUUCGGGGACUCAGCCAGAAAGCUACUGAGGUGCUGAAGGACGUCCUCAGGGAUCUCUACCACCUGCUGAAGCAUGUGGUGCGUUUGGAGCCCGAUGAUGUGGCCAAGCUCCAUGCCCAGCUGGCCCUGGAAGAGCUGGAUGAGAUAAUGAGAAACUUCCUGUUCCCGCCACAGAAGUUGGAGAAAAAGAUCGUGGUCCUGCCAUAGACCAGCCUCAAGGGCGUGGAGGAGGCAGAGGGACCCAGCAGCCAGGGCAGUGCCCAAGCGCUCCAGCAGGUGGCCCCACUGCCUCUUUGGUGUGGGCAAGAUGGCUGCCUUGGCAGGGGCGGGGACGUCUCUGGUCAUUUGUGCCUUCAGGCUGAGCUUCUUAAAGCAUCUGUUUAGCCAUCCUGCAUCGAGCCUGAAAUGUGUGCCUAUAAAAGAGAAAAGAUUACAAAUCCCACCAAUCUGCCCGUUUUUCACCAUCCUGUAGCAUUUAGAGAAGGAUGGCCACCUCAUGGAAGAAUACUUUUAAUACAACCACUGACAUUUGAUUAAGUGACCAUUCUCUUCUUGCGAUUUGAGUAGAAGAGGUUGGCCACCUGUGUGUCACAUAUCUUGGUAUUUUCUUCUUGGUGAGAUUGUCCCCUCCUGUGAUGAGGAACAGCCAGAGCUGUCAUCUUUGGCUGGUCAAGACGCACCUCAGGGUAUGGAGAUGCAGUUGGAGGUGGAAGGGAAAGGAAGCUGUUAUAAAACCUGCAAAAAUGGAAUAAAAUUGUCUUGACUAGAAAGAA